This is a messenger RNA of Chara braunii, 3094 nucleotides long. The record is from the annotation of a GenBank genome assembly. Lineage: Eukaryota; Viridiplantae; Streptophyta; Charophyceae; Charales; Characeae.
AAUCAAUCAACCAAUCAGUCAAUCAAUCAAUCAAUCUCCAUCUCAAUCAAUCUCAAUCAAUCUCAAUCAAUCUCAAUCAAUCUCAGUCAAUUGACCAAUCAAUCAAUUGACCAAUCCAUCAAUCAGUUCAUCAAUUAAUCCAUCGAUCAAUCAGUUCAUCAAUCAAUCCAUCGAUCGAUCGUCAAAAUCAGUCAGUCAAUCGAUCAAUCAGUCAAUCAAUCAGUCAAUUAAUCAUUCUAUCAAUCAGUCAAUCCAUCAAUCAAUUAUUUAAUCAAUCAAUCAAUAGGAAACUGGACCGGUAAUCAUGGGAAAUCAGUGCAGUGGUGAUGGAGACCAGUCGGGUUGCUGUAUGAAAAAGCAAAGCACGACCUCGCCGCGGUCGCAGCGUUCGGUGGCAAAACCAAAGACGAUCUCGCCGCGACCGCAGCAGCGAGCGGGGAAGACAGUUUUAUCAUCUCCGCCAACACGGUUCGUGCCAUCGGACAAGUCGGACAAAUGUCGAUCUCCAUCGACGGCUUCGCAAGCCUCGUCGCAUCGGACGCCUCGGGACACAGGGAAAGGGGACAGGGGGGACAGAAACAAGUCUGCGGUGGCAGCCCAAGAUCGGUCCGGCUUGUCCUCGCCAGGAUCAUCAAACGCGUCGACGUUCCCCGACGGGGCACAAGCUGACGUCCCUCACGGAUCAAGAAUUAGACAAGAAGACGAUACUCCGGCAUCAACCAGUAGAGUGGCUACUGUCUCGACCACCUCUCCGAGGACGAUUAGGAGGAGGAAGACAGCUGCGGCAAAGGCUGUCUCUCCUGUUGUACCCACCGCCAUCGCUCCUAUCUCACCAUCUCUAAACCUAUCGCCAUCUCUAAACCUAUCGCCAUCUCAAUCUCCAUCCCGAUCCCGGUCGUCAUGUGCAGUGACGACACGCCAGGACGACGUAACACCUACAAGACAAAGACGUAACGAUCACGUCUCCCCAUCCAAAGAACGAGAAGGCCAGGGAAAGUCCAUCUCCUCGUCGGCAACACCGACGGGGAAAGGAAGUCGCAGAGCGCGCCAAUACGCUUCGAGAUUGUCCGAAGGCCCGGUUAUCGGGAUAGACCUGGGGACGACGAACAGCUGUGUGGGCGUGUGGAACAACGGCCACGUGGAGAUCAUCCACAACGAUCACGGGCAAUUAACGACUCCGUCCUGCGUGGCAUUCACGGAGGACGGCGGCGUACUGGUAGGGGACACGGCGAAGAAUCAGGCGGCCAUUAACUCCGCCAACACCGUGUUUCAGGUGAAGAGAUGGGUCGGUCGUCGGUUCGACGAAGUGGACAGCGAGCAGCAGAACGAGGCGGUGGGUACGUUGCUCUGGCCUUACACGCUGGUAAGGCGGCCAGACGGCGGCGCGGGGUGCAUGAUCGAAGUGCAGCAGCAAGGCGAGAAGCGGUUGUACGCACCGGAAGAGAUCUCCUCGCUCAUUCUUAAGAAGAUGAAGGAGAUCGCCGAAGCCUAUUUAGACUGUCCGGUGACGCACGCGGUGGUCGCGGUUCCCGCCAAUUUCUCCCAAGUGCAGAAAUUCGUGACCAAGGAGGCGGCGCGCUUGGCGGGGCUCAACGUCAUCAGACUGAUAACGGAGCCAUCGGCGGCGGCGCUGGCGUACGCGAUGCGCACGGGCGCCUCCGCGUGGGAAGACGAGGCGGAGCGCGAGGUCAACGUGGACAUCGACGAGGAAGGCCGGGGAUCGCCCACCGCCGCCGCCGUCGCCGCCCUCAGCGGCGCGGCGGCAGCGGCCACCAACGGCAAUCACCUCGACCACGCGGGCCCGCCAAAAACGGUCAUGGUCGUUGACUGGGGAGGCGGGACGCUGGACGUGUCCAUCAUGAGAGUGGGGAGGCGGCAGUUCUCGGUCAUCGGCGUGGCGGGGGACACCAGUCUCGGUGGGCACGACAUCGACGACGCCAUGGUCCUCUAUUUCGCGGAGGAAUUUGAGCGCCAGUUUCCGGGACUGCACGUGCGGAACAAUCCCCGCGCGAUCCGGCGGAUCCGCAGCAGAUGCGAGAAGAUCAAGCACGCUUUGUCGUUUAGCAAAAACGCCUCCCUGGUCGUGGACGCAGUUUGCGCCGACGCGGAUUUCAAAAUGGAGAUGUCCCGCGCCACGUUGGAAGAGCUCUGCGAUCCCAUUUUCAAAAACGUGGUCAAGGUCGUCGAGAGGGCGCUGGCAGGCGCGGAAACCGACAAAUCGGAAAUCACGAAGGUGAUUUUGGCGGGAGGAUCGAUGCGAAUGCCCAAAAUUCAAAAAAUGCUGGCCGACGUUUUCGGCGAAGACGUUCUCUGUAAGGUCAUUCAUCCCGAUGAAUGUGUCGCCUAUGGCGCCACCAUACAGGCGGCGCUGAUAACCGGCCAGGUGCAGAUGGAUGUGAUGGAUCUGGCCGUGGUGGAGGUGGUCCCGGUGACUCUCGGGUUCGGCUCCGAGCAGGGAGAGUUUCAUCGCGCCAUCGAGCGGAACACUCCCUACCCGACACGUGUCGUGCAGGAUUUCUGGGAGUCGGCUUAUGGCGACACGUUGGCAUUCGUGUGGGUGUACGAGGGAGAGCGCGCCAAGUCGGACGAGAACAAUUUGUUAGGGAAGGUCGUCCUAGAGGGGCUUCAGCCGGGCCCACCUGGCAGCGGCAUGGAAAAAAUACCCUUGGAAGCGAUCCUGGAGAUCGACGAGGACGGGAUUCUAACGGCUACCUUGAGGGACACAACGACCGGGCGAUCGGCGUCCAAGUCUUUUGGCGGGAACUGGGGUCGUCUCAAUGCGGCGCAGGCGCGGAGUGCCGUCAAGGUGGCUUCUAAGAUGGCUGAACAAGAUCAGGCUGACGUGGAUAAAUCGAAGGCCAGGUGGGAAUUGAUCGAUUGCAUCCGACGAUUGGAGGGGCGAAUCAGACUGGUCGUGGACGACAAGGAGAGGGAGAGGAUGACCCUGGUCUUGCAUAAUGCCCACGCAUGGUGGGAGCAGAACAAGAACCACCUCCUCGAUGUGCAGGAGUACGAAGAUCGGAAGCACCCCCUCGAAAAAGCUUUCGGUCACAUUUCCUGAUUAGUUCGGUAAUACAACUGCUGCUUCGCAAUC